This is a messenger RNA of Xyrichtys novacula (pearly razorfish), 7222 nucleotides long. The record is from the annotation of a GenBank genome assembly. Lineage: Eukaryota; Metazoa; Chordata; Actinopteri; Labriformes; Labridae.
AUGGCGGCGCUGUCAGUUCAGACCGUAAACGGACCGGAGAGUCAGCGACUAAACCCUGAAGACUCUGAGGAAGAAGAAGAAGAAGACCAAGAACACGUCCAGGACCUGGUGACUGACCCGGAGGAGGACUCGGUGAUGGACUCGGUGAUAGAGUUCCUGCUCACAGAGGUCGGCAACGACCCGAAGAACCUGCAGAAGGCGGAGGAGCUUCUGGAGAGGCUGAGAGAGGAGAACACCGAGCUGGAGGAGCAGGUGAGACACCUGAGUCCACAACACAUGGAGGAAAAAACACACACAUCUGCAAACGGCUUCAAUAUGUCAGGAGGAAAACACAUGAGUAACGUUUAAAACACACACCAAGAGAGAGAUCUUAAUGAAGACAUACUGACCUGUUUAAAUUGAUGCUUACCUUUCUGGCACUCAGGAGCAUUAACAUCUUUGUGUUUAAAGAGUUUUCUUUUCUGUUUGUGUGUUUUGUUGAUCGUGUGUCAGGAAUGAAGUUACUGUCAUUCAUUAUAAAUAAAGGAAUCCUCUGAACCUCAAUCAUCUCUCUCUCUCUCUCUCUCUUUCAGGUGUUGUCUGUCUCCAGCUCUGUCCCUCCAAAGGUCUUAGAGGCUUUAACAGCUGCAAAAGACGCCAAACGUUCCCUGGAUCACCUGCUGCAGAGAGAGCGCUGCGUCUCCAACACACUGCAGCAGGUACACACACCUGUACAGACACACUGCAGCAGGUACACACACCUGUACAGACACACUGAAGCAGGUACACACACCUGUACAGACACACUGCAGCAGGUACACACACCUGUACAGACACACUGCAGCAGGUACACACACCUGUACAGACACACUGCAGCAGGUACACACACCUGUACAGACACACUGAAGCAGGUACACACACCUGUACAGACACACUGCAGCAGUUCUUUUGAAGUGUGCUGAGUUGUCAUUGGUCAGAGUAUGCAGCAAAGUCAACAGAGAUGUUCUGAUUUGGUCCUGUUAAUAAAAAGUGUCUGAAUUUUUUGUUGUAGUUUUAUUUUGUAGGAAGAAACUGUUUUAUGGUCUUCUAUUUUAAGAAUAAGAUGUUUUCAGUCUUAUUUUGUAGGAAUAAAAUGUUUUCCGACCUUUAUUUUGAAGGAAUAAGAUGUUUUCAGUCUAAUUUUGUAAGAAUAAAACGUUGUCUGACCUUUAUUUUGUAGGAAUGAAUGUGUUCAGUCUUUUAUUUUGUAGGAAUAAGAUGUUUUCAGUCUAAUUUUGUAAGAAUAAAACGUUGUCUGACCUUUAUUUUGUAGGAAUAAAUGUGUUCAGUCUUUUAUUUUGUAGGAAAAAGGUGUUUUCAGUCUUAUUUUGUAAGAAUAAAAUGUUGUCCGACCUUUAUUUUGUAGGAAUAAAUGUGUUCAGUCUUUUAUUUUGUAGGAAUAAAACGUUUUUUAGACCUUUAUUUUGUAGGACCAAAAACGUGUUCAGUCUUUUAUUUUGAAGGAAUUAAACGUUUUCAGUCUUUUAUUUUGUAGGAAUAAGAUGUUUUUAGUCUUAUUUUGUGAGAAUAAAAUGUUGGCCGACCUUUAUUUUGUAGGAAUAAAAUAUUUUUAGUCUUUUAUUUUGUAGGAGUACACUGAGUUGCUCUCUGACAGCUGUCCGUUUGUCUGUAUUUCCUGUCUCAGCACCUUCAGGGGGUGCAGCCGUGGAUGGAUAACCUCAGCCAGACUCUGAACCAGAUCGACACCAUAGAGCGCCACAUGAAGUACCUGAGGGUCCUCCAACACGUGGAGGAGCUCAGGUAACGCACCUGGAGGGGAUCCUGAUCUGAAGUUCACCUGACUGAUUCAGUGAUGAAGAUGAUGAUGUUCAUGUGGUGCGUUGUUUCUCUGCAGCGCAGCGGUCCAGCAGUGUCUGAUGACCAGCAGCGUGUGGGAGGCCAUUCGGGCCGUGGACAACAUGGCCGCUCUGGAUGCUGGACUUAACGAGUCCGGCUGCUCUCACCUGAGAAACUUUGUGAGGGAAACACUCCUCUUCUGGCACAAAAUCAUCAAGGACCGCCUCUCCAGGUAACCCCGCCCCCUUCCCCAAACACACCCAUACACACAGCUGUGAGUGAACACAGUGAGAAUAACACACCUGUCUCACCUGUUACCCGUUUACAGUGACUUUGAGAAGGUCCUGACUCAGCUCCAUUGGCCGAUCAUUGCUCCUCCCACUCAGUCGCUGACCCCAACCGCCAACGGUCAGGAGAUUCACAGCCAGCUGGAGCUGCUGGUCACACAGCUGCUGGCUCUGCAGACCUCGUAUCCUUUACCUGUAACACACCUGUAACUCACCUGUACACACCUGUACACACCUGUAACACACCUGUACUCACCUGUAACACACCUGUACACACCUGUAACACACCUGUACACACCUGUAACACACCUGUACACACAUGUACACACCUGUAACACACCUGUAACACACCUGUACACACCUGUACACACCUGUAACACACCUGUAACACACCUGUAACACACCUGUACACACCUGUAACACACCUGUACACACCUGUAACACACCUGUAACACACCUGUAACACACAUGUAACACACCUGUGUACACAUGUAACACACCUGUAACACACCUGUAACACACCUGUACACACCUGUAACACACCUGUAACACACCUGUACACAUGUAACACACCUGUAACACACCUGUAACACACCUGUAACACACCUGUACACACCUGUACACACCUGUAACACACCUGUACACACCUGUACACACCUGUAACACACCUGUACACACCUGUACACACCUGUACCACACCUGUUCACACCUGUGUACACAUGUAACACACCUGUACACACCUGUAGCACACCUGUACACACCUGUAACACACCUGUACUCACCUGUAACACACAUGUAACACACCUGUGUACACAUGUAACACACCUGUACACACCUGUAACACACCCAUAACACACCUGUAACACACCUGUAACACACCUGUACACACCUGUGUACACAUGUAACACACCUGUACACACCUGUAGCACACCUGUACACACCUGUAACACACCUGUACCUUUGAUCAUGAUGACUCUUAUUGAGGAACUGUGAGAUUUAAAGGAGGAGGUUCAGGACCCCAGUCAGGAGCAGUGUUAUUGUAAUGACCUGAAUCUGUGUUAGAGGGCGCUGUGCUCCGGGUUUCUUCUUUAACUCUCCUGGCAGUGAUGACCUCAUCUCCCAGCGUGCUUCAGUCUCCUCUUCAGGCGCUGGAAACUCAGCCACACCCCACUCAAAGGCCCCGCCCCUCUGUCUGCCUAUCCAAAUCAUGCUGCAGCCGCUCAGCAGGAGGUUCAGAUACCAUUUCUAUGGCAACCGACAGACCAACACGCUCGGCAAGGUGUCUGCGCCGCACACAAACACACCCAGACGGACCUCAGAGUUUUAUUCAUUCAUUCAUGUGUUACUCUGUGUUUUUCAGCCCGAGUGGUACCUGACCCAGGUUCUGAUGUGGAUCAGUCACAGCUCGACUUUCAUGGAGGAAAAAAUUCAGCCAAUCCUGGACCGGGCCGGAGCCUCCAUCAGCGCGCUGGUCAGAACCAACAGGGUUAAAUUAAACAACCAGCAACGACUACAGGGUUUAUUUUCAUGUACAGAUAAUAACAACAGGGUUUAAUUAAACAGGAUCAACAGAGUCUGAGGUUUAAAGGGAUAUCAUCAUCAUCAUCAUCAUCGUCGUCGCAGUCUGCUCUCAUGAAGAUGAAGCUGUGUGUCUCUGUCUCAGCUAAAUACACAGGUGGUGCUGUGUGUGUUUCUGUCCAGGUGGAGCUGUGUCGGGGUCUGCUGUCUCUGGUGCAGGACAAGGUGGUGAGCGACGCCAACAGGCUGCUGUAUGAGGACGCUCUCUUCUGCCACCUGGUGGAGGAGGUGCUGCAGUUUGAGAAGGAGCUGAGGACCAACCACUCCUACCCCGCAGCGAUGCCCGGUCUGCUCCACCUGCUGCUGGAGGACGCCAUCCUGCAGAAGUGGCUCACUGUGGAGAAGAGGAGUGAGUGUGGAGACCGCACACAGACAGACACAGACACAGACACACACAGACACACACAGACACACACACAGACAGACCAAAAAUAAAACUCCAUUAUUAAAGUAUUAAUUAGUUUUGCAUUAAAUUGCAGGUGAAGUCUUUAUAAGAUUAUUUGAAUAUUCUUUUAUUAACCUCUAGUUGCCCUGGAGUCAUUAAAGUGUUAUAUUGUCAUUUAUUUCUAAUACAUUCUGUUUGUGUAAGUAAGUGAGUUAAUAUAAUUAAUACAAAUAAUUUUAAAUUUAUCAGACUUUAUUUGUUUUAUAGUCUGUUAUUUUAUAAUCAGACAGAGUAUUUUAAAAGUAUUUUUGAAAGUUUUCUGGAAGUAUUUUUAAAAGUUUUUUGAAAGUAUUUUUGAAAGUAUGUUAAAGUACUUUUAAAGUAUUUUAAAGUAUUUUUUUUUCAUAUAACCUGCAUUAACAUUUACAUAUGUGAGUAAAAAUAUUCUAUAUAAUCUGUACGUCACGGUUCAUGUGGAGUUUAUGUUAAAUAAUAUUAUGAUGUUAAUGUAAAUGAACUUGUAUGUUUCAGUGGCGGUGGAGAAGAUGGACGCCAUGCUGUCAGCAGACGGGGCGUGGAGCUCUCAGUAUAAAGACAUCAGCGAUUUAGACGAACUGAAGGCUCCUGACUGUGCUGAGACCUUCAUGACUCUGCUGCAGGUGAUCACAGGUGAGACGCGCUCUGAUUGGUCCAAUUUCUCAUUCUCGUUACUGUGAGGUGAAGGUGAGAACACGCCCACAAAAACAGUGUCUGUGUGUGUUACAGGAUCGUCUGUUAGCGUCACUGUUUGAUAGAUUUAUAGAUUUUAAUAUUUAUACUUUAAUUUCUAUUUUCCUGAUUUUCACGUUUGUCGUUUUUUGUCCUCAGAGAGAUACCGUCCGUUACCGUCUCCGUCUGCUCAGCUCAAGUUUCUGGAGCUGCAGAGAGAGCUGGUGGACGACUUUCGCAUUCGACUCACGCAGGUGAAAUAAACAUUAUUUUAUUAAAAUAUAAAGUGACAUAAACAGAGAAAGUUACGGCAGACCUUCGUGAUUUUCUCUUCAUUAGAUAAUCGGUUUGAAAUCUUCUUUUUUAGAUGUUUGUGAUCGAUGUUGAAAUCAAAAUUAUUCAGUCGUCAUGGAAAGUAGGAUUUAGUUUUGAGUUUGGAUCAAAUCUUUGAAAUAUUAGUUUUAAUUAUUUAAUCUGUUUACUGCAAACACCUGAAAACUGAAAUGCACCGGUGGUUGAGUCAUUUAGAUUUGAACUGUAAAUGUUUCUCUUGUUUUUUUUUCCCGUGGUCCAGGUGAUGAAGGAGGAGUCUCGCUCUCCGCUCAGCGCCCGUUACUGUGCGAUCCUGAACGCCGUCAAUUAUAUCUGCACCAUCCUGGGAGACUGGGGAGAUGACGUGGUGAGUGCAGGAACCAAUCCAGACGUCAUUUUAUUAUCUGAAUGAACUUAAUAAACAGAGAAAAGCUUUAUGAAUGUAUUUUAAUUUAGAUAUAAACAGAUUAAACUUUUCCUUCGUUUGUAUUAUAGAGACGGUCUAGACGCUUUCUUCUCUGACAGGCGUGUUUCCUCGUCUUCGUCUGUAGUUUUUUCUGCAGCUGCAGCAGGCGGCGGUGUCCCUCGGUGAGGAGGAGGGGCUUGGAGGACUGGGCGUGUUGGAGCUGGGUCGGUUGGCGUCCCUGGAAGGUUCCCUGUUUGAGGGACUUCUGUCUCUGCUGGACCGGCUGAAGACGGACAUGAUGGGACGCCUGCUGGACUGGACCAUGAGAGAGAUCACAGAGAAGGCCCGGCAGUACUGCAAUGACAGGUGAGAGAACCUGCACAGGUAAAACCAGGUGAGAGGUGCUCACAGUCACAGAUCCCACCGUCUCACAGAGAGUCUGGAUCCUCACCUGAACAUCUGACUCUCGAUUCACGAAAAAACAUUAAAGCUCCUCCCAGAUUUUUCAUCCCUCGUUUUUUCUGCAGGUGGUUGUCUCUCCCCUCGCAGCAAGACCUGUCCACCAUGUCCCUCUCCAGUUCAGCAUGUCCCAUGAUGCUUUGCGUGAGGGACAGGCUGUUGAACCUCCAUCAGGUCCUCAGUCUGUCUUUGUUCCAGCUAGCAUGGCAAGGACUCGCCGAGCGACUCGACAACUACCUGUACCAGGAGGUGAGACACACCUGACCCGGCGUUUAAUAUCUUAAAUAAUGUUAAUGUGAUUUUAUACGGACUAACCCUUUAAUUGUCUCACUUCCUGAACACACCUGACCUGGUGUUUUCAGCUCUGCGUUGACCAUAUUUGGUAGAAUGAUUGAUGAAGUGAAUCGUACAUGGAGGUGUGUCUCCGCACAGUUUGAUAAAUCUGGAUCAUUUUUGGCGUGUGUUAGUUUGAGGGUCGGGCUGUGAAAAAAAACAAAAACAUUUGUGAACCAAAAAUUCAGAUUUCUCAUAAUCAGACUAUUUUUGUUUGAUGAACUUUGAUAAACAAGAAAACCAUCAGCUAUUACUGUGUUCAUUGAAUCAGUAAUAAUGAUAAUAAUAAUAAUAAUAAUAAUAAUAAUAAUAAUAAUAAUAAUUAUUAUUAUUAUUAUUAUUGUUGUUGUUGUUAUUAUCAUUAUUAUUAUUAUCGUCAUUUUUGAAAAUAUUUAUAAUAAUAAUGAUAAUUAUAAUUAUCAUUAUUAUUAUUAUUAUUAUUGUUGUUAUUGUUAUGUUUAUUAUUAUUGUUAUAUUAUUAAAAAUAAUAAAAUGAAUAAAAAAUAAUCAUAAUAAUAAAUAAUGGUUUGGUCUGUUUUCAGGUGAUCCUGUGUAAUCACUUCAGUGAGGGCGGUGCGUCUCAGCUUCAGUUUGACAUGAGCAGAAAUUUGUUUCCUCUGUUUGGACAUUACUGCAAGAGACCCGAGAACUUCUUCAAACAGUAAGCCGUGUGUGUGUUUUUGUGUGUUUUGUUUUGGUUUAGUUAUCAUAUCUAAUAAUGUCGUGUUGUUCCUCCACAGUGUGAAGGAGGCGUGUAUCAUCCUCUGUCUCAGCGUUGGCUCUGCGAUCCUCCUCAGGAACCUCCUGAAGGAGGCGGAGGAGGGAGGGGUCGGGGAUCCGUCUCCGGAGUCGGCGCUGAAUGAGAUCGGGGUUUUCUGUUUGGCCCCAUGUGACGUUCUGAUUCUGCUAAACCUGCGGGCCUCCUGGCCUGGACAGUGA